CGGACCGGGGGAAGACUGUGGCCGGCCCCAGGGGCGCCCCCGGAGGAUAGCGCGGAUCGCCUUGGCUGGCAGCGCUGCUCUCUGGGCGCUGGGGGGAUCGGCCUCAGGUAGGCGGGAGUGGGAGGUGUUGGAAGGGGCCAAGGGAAGCCAGAAAGGGAAAGUUGCAGAGGCGGAGAUAAAGCGCCGCUUUGCUCGGGCCGGGGAAGGUGCCUGAGCCCCGGCUGGGGGAGAAAAGCCAGAGGAUCGGCCUGGCGAUGCAACGAGCCCCGGCGCCCGCUCGAUCCACGCGGAGCUGAGCCUCUUUCUUGGACCGGAGGAGGAAAAGGCGGAGGAACUUUCUGCGGGGAAAAGGAGGACGCGGACCCGCCGACUCUUUCCUGCAGCUCCACCCGGAUCCUAGCAGCUGCAAGGCGAUCCUACGUGAAAGGGGGCAUCUUCUCCCUUGGAUCCGGACCCUUAUUUAUUAUGCGAGUCGUGUUCUUCGAGGAGGAGGACGCUUCGGGGUUGGCAAGAGCUUGAGAGGCUGCAAGCCCCCUCCCCCUUCAGUGCCACUUUAAAAACUCCGGCUGGCUGGAUGAGCCACUUCUGGGCUGCUUCCCUGCCGAGCCCCCUUUUCCUCCCCCAGCAAACCUUGCAGCUCCACAAACUCAGUCUCGGUCCCCGAGGAACUUAAGCAGCUGCCGCAGCCUCGUCUGGACGGUGAUGCUGGAAAGGAGUGCAGGCCCAGAGACUGACGCUUGAGUGCCAAGAGAUCCGGCCUGAAAAACUUGGCCCUGAAUACUUUGAUUUGUGUGUCAGUUACAAAAGCCCCCCUUUCGUGGGAUUGAUUCUUUCUCCCUGACCUUCUGUUGGGGGGUUUGGUCCCAGGAUACAAAAUGGCGCUGCUUGGAUGGGGAAAGUUGGGGUCGUUUGCAGAUUUCGUUUUGACUUUCUCCUUGGUCGUCCACACGUUCACGGGAUUCAGCUCCUGCCUGGAGCAGCAGCAGCUCUGCUUCUCCUGCACGUGCAGAGAGGAUCUUCUGGAUUGUAGUAAUCUGGGGCUAGAAGAGGUGCCAGUGGGAAUACCCUCCUGGGUAGUCCAGAUAAACCUGAGCCACAACAAGUUGACAGAGAUUGAUCCUUCUGCCUUCUCCGGGCUGCCAAACCUGCGUGAGGUGCGACUGAGCAACAAUGAACUGACAGCCAUUCCAUUCCUCGGAUCAGCAUCUGCCAACAUUACAUCCCUCUACCUGAAUCGCAAUAGGAUCCGUAGCAUCAAGGCGAGGCAACUGGAGCCCUAUGUUGCCAUGGAAACAUUGGACCUCAGCUCAAAUAACAUCACAGAAAUCCGAAGUGGCUGUUUCCCAGUAGGCCUUUGUAUAAAGGAUCUUUAUCUGGGGAGCAACAGAAUCAGCAUCCUGGAGACCAAGGCUUUUGAUAGCCUGUCACGAUCCCUGCUGACGCUUCACCUGAGUAAAAACAGGAUCACCCAGCUUCCUGUUAAGGAAUUCAGACUGCCCAAGCUAACGCAACUGGAAUUAAACCGUAAUCGCAUUCGCUUGAUUGAAGGCCUGACGUUUCAAGGACUGGACAGCUUAGAAGUACUGAAGCUGCAGCGCAACAGCAUAAGCAAACUGACUGAUGGAGCCUUCUGGGGUCUGGCCAAAAUGCAAGUCCUGCAUCUGGAACAUAACCUCCUGACUGAAGUUAACCGUGGCUCCCUAUACGGUCUGUCUUCUCUUCAGCAAUUUCAUCUGAAUAACAACUUGAUAUCCCGUAUCAGACCUGAUGUCUGGAAUUUCUGCGAAAAGCUACAUGAGCUGUCGCUAUCAUACAACAAUCUAACCAGGCUGGAUGACAGGAGCCUGGCAGACCUGGGCGGCCUGCAGAUUCUACACCUCAGCCACAAUUCCAUCAGCCACAUUGCCGAGGGAGCAUUCAAGGGACUCAAGAGCUUGCGAAUUCUGGAUCUGGACCAUAAUGAGAUUUCAGGCACAAUAGAAGACACCAGUGGGGCCUUUACAGGUCUGGAAAACCUAAGCAAGCUGACUCUGUUUGGAAACAAGAUCAAGUCUGUGGCCAAGGAGGCGUUCUCAGGCUUGGAGGCCCUGGAACACCUGAACCUUGAAAAUAACGCAAUCAGGUCCGUUCAAGCUGAUGCCUUUGCCAGACUGAAGAGCCUGAAGGAGCUCCACAUCAACAGCGAGAACUUCCUGUGUGAUUGUCAUCUCAAAUGGCUGCCGCAGUGGUUAACCAGGAAGGAACUGCAGCCAUUUGUGGUCGCUACCUGUUCCCACCCAGAGUCAUUAAAGGGCCAAAGCAUUUUCGAUGUGGUGCCGGAAAGUUUUGUCUGUGAGGAUUUCCCCAAACCGCAGAUCAUAGUUCAGCCGGAAACGACAAUCGCCGUCCUGGGCAAGAACAUCCGCCUCACCUGCUCAGCGGCCAGCAGCAGCAGCUCCCCCAUGACCUUCGCAUGGAAGAAGAACAACGAAAUCCUGCACCACGCUGAGAUGAAGAAUUUCGCCCACGUCCGGGCCAGGGAUGGGAUGGUGAUGGAAUACAGCACUGUUCUGCUGUUACGCCACGUCACUUUCACCCAUGAGGGACACUACCAGUGCAUCAUCAGCAACCACUUUGGCUCUACGUACUCUCAGAAAGCACAGCUGACUGUUAAUGUGUUGCCAUUGUUCAACAAAACCCCCUAUGACAUUACGGCCCGGACAGGGACGACAGCUCGGUUGGAGUGUGCUGCCGGUGGCCACCCCACCCCACGAAUUGCCUGGCAGAAAGAUGGCGGCACUGACUUCCCUGCGGCUCGUGAGCGUCGGAUGCAUGUCAUGCCCGACGACGAUGUCUUCUUCAUCACCGAUGUGAAGAUUGAGGACAUGGGUGUUUACAGCUGCACUGCUCAGAACUCAGCGGGUUCAGUGUCUGCAAAUGCUACGCUGACUGUGCUGGAGACGCCAAGCUUAGUUCACCCACUGGAAGAUCGUGUCGUAUCUGUGGGCGAAACGGUGGUCUUGCAGUGCAAAGCGACGGGAAGCCCGCCUCCACGCAUUACCUGGCUGAAGGGCGACCAGCCUCUGAACGUCACCGAAAGGCAUCAUUUCACGCCUGGCGACCAGCUGCUCAUCGUCCGAAACGUAGUGAUGGAGGAUAAUGGGAAAUACACUUGCGAAAUAUCCAACAUUGUUGGAACUGAGCGGGCGCACAGCCAAGUGAACGUGCUGCCAACACUUGUCUGCCGGAAGGACGGGACCAUGGUUGGGAUCAUCAUCAUUGCGGUCGUGUGUAGCAUCGUCUUGACUUCUCUUGUCUGGGUGUGCAUAAUCUAUCAGACCCGGAAGAAGAGUGAAGAAUACAGCGUCACAAACACAGAUGAGACCAUUGUACCACCUGAUGUGCCAAGCUAUCUGUCCUCCCAAGGAACCCUUUCAGACAGACAGGAAACGGUGGUCCGAGUGGAAAAUGGCCAACAGCCUAACGGGCAUAUACAGAGCAAUGGUAUUUGUCAGACAGACACAGAGAAGAGUCCAGUGGCCGAUGGCAUCCCACCUCUCGUUUAUCAGCAGCCAAAACUGUGCCUGGGAUACAAUAAAGAAGCUUGGAAAGCAGACGACGUAGCUAAUGGGAUGCUUAUUACCGACAAGACAGGGUACAGCUUGCCGGUUGUGUGCACCGAUUGCAGCGGGAGCACAGAUAGCACGAAUGUCAACAUUUAUCCCAAGGAUCCUUAUUAUUAUCCUUCGGCUGUAGAGAACGUAGAUCCAAAUCCACCCCGGGACAAGGACGCCAAGAGGCAUGACAACAGUGUGCCUGCUGCUACCUGUCAAAGUCCCCCAAAGUCGAAUGGGAGCAUCAACAACAGUGACAGCCAGUCAGAUGUCAGAGGUACCAUCUACCCCAGUAACCAUGACAGAAUGCCAGCCUCUACAAGUAAGACGCUCCAAGCGGAGAGCAAAGGUUCUGCACAACCUUUGGCAAAGUUUUCUGAGCCUCACAGCGUUCUACCCCCUUCUGAAGGCUCAGUCAGGCUUCUAGCAGGAACUGCUGAACUCUCACAGACAUUACCAGCGGUGGAAGCUAAACAAACUCCUCUUCUCAAUGGACACUUGCCAAGGUCAUGUGACUCCCUUCACGAGCUAAGCCACUGAAGGAUCAGUGGACAGAGAAAACUGCUCCGUGCACGUGUGCGGAACAUACUAUGUAUCUACAGAUCUCUUUGCACAGAAUAUCUAAGCUACUUCUACCUCAGGUUCUCAACUGACAGCCUCUCGAUGGGAAAAAAAAAAUUAAGAACAAAUAAAAUGAGGUAUAAGAAGCAAGCUUGGGCAGGGGAACAGAAACCCCUUUCCAAGCGGUGCCCACUUGUACAUAGUUUGAAAACUUCCGUGAGAAGUAUCAGAAACUCAACACAUUGGCUUGCAUAGAAAGCACAGAAAUGCAAAAAAAAAAGUUAUUGUGUAAAAUGGGGAGGGAAGUGUAUUUGGUAAAUUUGUACAUAAGAGUUUUCAUAUAUAUAAAAUCUAUCUAUCUAUAUAUAUUAUAUAUAUCUUCUAACAGAGUUAUUUUAUUCCUUGGUGCAUGAUCGAAUGGAGUGGAAUUGUUCAAUGUUGACUACACUGUCUUCUUGCUAGACCGUUGCUUCAUCCCCACCCCCUCUCUAUUCCCUCCCAAGAGGAAUCAUUCUGGUGCCUUAUCUCAAACUUCAAGGUCAGGCCCAUAUUUUAAUGGAGCAGGCCUUGCUGGCCAAAAUACCCCCUUUUGCAGCAAUUACCGAAUCGGUUGGCGACUUCAGUUGUCGAUCCCCAGAGAUGCUGCCCUUGACCUUUUAAUGGAACUCUUAGGGUUCUUUCAGCAUUACCUGGCAGAGAUGGUAAAGCAUCCCGUUGACGUGCGGAUGCACAGAUCCAUUGGGCAGGGUCGCCGUUUGUUCGUUGCACUACUCAAGAUUCAUGCAUCCCACAUUACAAUGUUGAUUAGCUGCUGCUUUUUUUUAAAAUGAGAAAGGAACCUCUUCGAAUUUUGUAUGGCGUGUCCUUCAGGAAUUAAGAACAAUAAUUCGUAGGCUAUAACCACACUGGGCUACUGUUUAUAAUUUUUCUAGUGCUUUGAGUGUUGUCUAAAGCACUACUAAAAAAAAGCAAACAAGACAAAGCAGACGGAUACAGAAAGAACUGUCUUACUUAAAACCCUUUGGGCAAAAAGGAGCUCUGUGAGGGAGAGCAGUUUAUUAAGUUGAAUUAUUAAUAAUAAUAAUAAUUAAAACUGAGCGUUAAAAAAACUUUUUUAGAAGUGCUGCUUCUUUUGAUGUUUGUACCUAGGUAUCAAAAAUACCAGGGGGGGGGGGGGUUGUCCUGUUUUUUUUAGUUCAGGGUUAUUGCAUUUAAGUCAUGUUACAGAAGGGAAAGAUCUCUCUCUCUCUCUCUCUCCCUUUUAAAGCCAUGAGUAAAAGGCCACUUUGAGGGAAGCGAGGCAGCUAAGAAGCAAGGGGGUAGAAACACUCCUGUGCCCUGAACUAGUUCUCCAUCACAACGGGUUAGCGUUGUGGUUGGCUUUGCAGGCAUCUUGACCCCCACUGCUCUCUGUCAGAUAUUUAAGGGUGUUAAGUUCUUUGCAGCAACCUUUUUUCUCAAUAACUCUCCUCCUAUUAGAAAGCCUCCUUACUGAAGGAUGUCACAUACUGCAUGAUCCAGUGUAUUCUUCUCAGAAUCAAGCUGCCUGGUUGGCUUACAGAACCCAACCAGCUGGUUUUUUUUGCCGGGGGGGGGGGGCAGUUUGCCACCUGUAACUUAUCCUGAAGGUUUGACAGGAAGGAGACACUUUUCAUAGCAAGCUGCUCAAACACUCGCUAUUUCCUGAUAAAGCUUGUAUUCCUUUAAAAUACCUAUUUUACCUAUCCUCUUACCUACCCAAACUACAGAAGACAUGGGCGUUGUAAGGCAAGGACAUUUAAACCAGUAGUGGAGUGGGGGGAAGUAAAUGUUGUACAAAUAGGAAGUUAAAAAUACCUGGUUGUUGUGGGCUUUCCGGGCUGUGUGGCCGUGGUCUGGUAGAUCUUGUUCCUAACGUUCCGCCUGCAUCUGUGGCUGGCAUCUU
Sphaerodactylus townsendi is the source of this 6078-nucleotide messenger RNA. It is a transcript of the gene LRIG1, whose product is annotated as leucine rich repeats and immunoglobulin like domains 1. The record is from RefSeq and is a predicted model, not a curated record. NCBI's taxonomy places the organism in Eukaryota, Metazoa, Chordata, Lepidosauria, Squamata, Sphaerodactylidae. The transcript has 19 exons. The coding region runs from base 876 to 4133 and encodes 1085 amino acids. Gene Ontology annotation, molecular function: protein binding.